Messenger RNA from Pochonia chlamydosporia 170, 2097 nucleotides. Its product is annotated as fungal specific transcription factor. NCBI's taxonomy places the organism in Eukaryota, Fungi, Ascomycota, Sordariomycetes, Hypocreales, Clavicipitaceae. Gene Ontology annotation, cellular component: nucleus. Gene Ontology annotation, molecular function: zinc ion binding; DNA-binding transcription factor activity, RNA polymerase II-specific; DNA binding. The record is from RefSeq and is a predicted model, not a curated record. Gene Ontology annotation, biological process: DNA-templated transcription; regulation of DNA-templated transcription. The transcript is spliced from 5 exons. The coding region runs from base 1 to 2097 and encodes 698 amino acids.
AUGACUGACUCUGUGAGCAACAGGCGAAAGAAAACCCGAUGCCCUGCCGAGAAGCCGGCCUGUUCGAGCUGUGUUCGCCUCAAGCAGCCCUGCUCUUAUCCGCCGGUAGUGAAGGCCUCUCGAAGUGGCCGAUCGGAGGAGAGAUUGGCACACCUGGAAGAGAAAUUAGAUCUCCUCUUAACCGGGAGGUUGCCAAGCCAGUCUUCUAGCCAAGAACAAGCCUCCGACGAUGUUUCCAACUUUUCCGAAAAGUCACAUUCAGCAACCCCGCCAGCCCGCGAGAACCAGAAUGCGUUUCCCUUUAGCAGCCAGCAGCCUUUGCCAAACCCGUUCGCAAACGAGGUAUCGCAACUCCGGCCCGGCCAUUCCGACAUUGCUCUAGGAAUCCGACUCUACUUCGAGUUUUGCCAUCGACAGCCUAUUUGGUGCUUUGAGCGAGAUGAGGUCAGAGACAUCAGUUCCCUUACUGACGAGCUAGCUUGCAGCAUCUUGGCUGUGACUUCUCGCUUUUCUCGAAAGGGUGACGAGUUGCAGGUCUAUGGCGAUAAUGCGAGAAGUAUGAUCAUGAUACGCAUAGCAAAUGGCUCCGUUGGCCUGCCUACAAUAGAGAGUCUUUGCCUUCUCUCAUAUUCAUCAUUCAUAGAUGGAAAUGUGCACCUGGGUCAGUUUCACCUGGGGUUAGCCCUUCAGCUUUGCCGCUCUGCCAUGCUGGAUAUUGACGCCGGUUAUACCAUGGAUGAUAUUACGUCACAGCGCAAAAAGAGAGUCUUUUGGAGUCUGCAGGUCCUGGACCAAUAUCAUGGUCGCCAGACCGGAGUGCUCAGUGCUCCAACAGAAAUAUGGCGGCAAUCAUAUGGCUCCAACAGUGCUGACCACCGGCAUCCCAUGGAGCCAGACCCAAAAGUCCCCCCUCUACCCAUCGACGACCUUGGUCAUACAAUACCGAGUGAACCCGGAAUUUGGAACACUAGCGUUCAUUUGGGAUGGGUGUGGAGUCGGGUGCGCAAAUACGUAUCCGACUGUGCUCAAGGUAUAUUUCGAGAACCUUGGAGAAGGGACUCCAUGUAUGCUACCGUGUUAUCCGAUUUCAUGGAGGCCGAGAACAGAAUUCCUAUGUGUCAUAGGUAUGACUCUGUCAAAUUUUAUGAGCGAAAGAUGGAGGAUCUAAAGAUGAACCGCGACUACUGGGCAACGUGGCUCAAGGAACAAUUCACAUACCAUGCCAUUCCCACGGUUCUCAAUCAUCCAUUUCUCUACAUCGUCGGAGCACAACACAAUCCAAACCUGGCUAUUCCCAAUACAUUCUGGAGGAGAUCUUCGGAGCUGGCUCUCAUUCACUCUACCUGGAUUGUCCGCAUGAUCGAUAUGGUGUUGGAUAAGCAGGUACAUCUGACUGAUCCAUUUUUUGGGCAUAUCGCAGCCAUUGCAGCCACAGUGCACCUUUACUACUGUUGCGCAGCCGCUGCCAAGUUAAAACACAAAUCCAACGCAGAUUUCGCAAAGUGUAGGAGGUUUUUGAAAGGUUUCAUUCCCUUUUCCCCGGCUUGUCGGGCAUUGGACCGGAAUCUAGAUAAAAUGACUCGGAUAGCCGCUGGCUCCGAAUCAAAUGAUGUAGAAGAUUGGAUGCCAUCCAGGAUUUACCUCAGUGUACCCUUAAUGUGGAAUAUUUUGCAAUUUAAUUGUACGGCUGACUCGCGCGAGUUUUCGCAUACUGGAUUGUUGGACCCAUCUCUAGCUCUUACUGUCGCUCGCGAAGAUGAAGAUGAGGCCACUACACUCGAUAUCAUCGUGGCAACGUCGCCUGAAAUCACAGUCAAUACAGCUGACGGUGGUCAAGACGCGCCAACACUGCCCUUCAAGGGGACCGUCAAUUCGUCGCCAAGCUCUACAAGGGAAACCGUCUUUAAUGAACUAUCAGCCGAGCAGGCCGAUAGCCUUACUUUCAACACGACUCCAUGGUUAUAUGCGGAUCCUUCUCAAUUUGAUAGUAUGACAGACCUUGUAUAUCAUGACCCUCGGCCAAGUAUUGGCAGCAGUCGGGAUACGCGCUGGUGGGAAGGAGGGAAUAUGAACGACAGUAUCUUUAGUCACAUUUAA